Molecule: messenger RNA, 1726 nt
Organism: Eriocheir sinensis (Chinese mitten crab)
Lineage: Eukaryota; Metazoa; Arthropoda; Malacostraca; Decapoda; Varunidae
Product: zinc finger protein 714-like
Exons: 1
Coding region: 322-1233 (303 amino acids)
Biological process (GO): regulation of transcription by RNA polymerase II
Molecular function (GO): RNA polymerase II cis-regulatory region sequence-specific DNA binding; DNA-binding transcription factor activity, RNA polymerase II-specific
Source: RefSeq, a predicted model, not a curated record
GUUGUGCUCAGCCCUCAGUGUCCUUUCUCCUUAGUGGAUCCUUCCCCUUACCUGCGUGCUUGGUCCUUGAGUGUAGUGUUGAGGAAGACUUGCUGCCCCCUCUCCCUCAAGGCUGGCCUGCAGCCUGAGUGGCCAGGAGCAGCGGAGCAGACUGUCACUGGUGUGAGGACCAAGGCCUGAUCAGAAGGACCACCACCACCGUGCUGCUGCCUUCUCCAGCCAUAAAGGAAGGGAAAGGUUGAGUGUCAGGACUGUAGGACAAUUUGAUAGGGGAGAGGAAGUUCAUCAGACACAGCCUUGCACACACUGGUUCAGGAAACCAUGAGAGCCAGGAGUGUGAGAAAAGCCUCCCUGGGAAGGGUGACUUUGACUAAGACACUCACUCAUUCUGCUGAAAGAAAUCAUGAUUGUGCAGUUUGUGGGGAAAGUUUCAGCAAGAAGGGUAAACUCAAGACACACAGCCUUUCACACACUGCUGAAAAAAAUCAUGAAUGUGAAGUUUGUGGGAAAAGAUUUUAUUAUAAGUGUCACCUCAAUACACACACCCUUACACACACUGGUGAUAGAAAUUAUGAAUGUGAAGUGUGUGGGAAAAGAUUUACUCAGAAGAGUACCCUCAACAGACACAUCCUUACACACACUGGUGAGAGAAAUUAUGAAUGUGAAGUUUGUGGGAAAAGAUUUAUUCAUAAGGGUCACCUCAACACACACAUCCUUACACACACUGGUGAAAGAAAUUAUGAAUGUGAAGUUUGUGGGAAAAGAUUUAAUCAGAAGAGUACCCUCAACACACACAUCUUUACACACACUGGUGAAAGAAAUUAUGAAUGUGAAGUUUGUGGGAAAAGAUUUAAUCAGAAGACUCACCUCAACACACACAUCUUUACACACACUGGUGAGAGAAAUCAUGAAUGUGAAGUUUGUGGGAAAAGAUUUAAUCAGAAGAGUAACCUCAACAGACACAUCCUUACACACACUAGCGAAAAAAAUCAUGAAUGUGAAGUUUGUGGGAAAAUAUUUAAUCGGAAGAGUAACCUCAACACACACAUCCUUAUACACACUGGUGAGAGAAAUCAUGAAUGUGAAGUCUGUGGAAUAAGAUUCUGUUUAAAAUCAUACCUGAAGAGACAUAGCAUAAGACACACUGGUCACAAAGGGUUCAAAUGUGAUGCUUGUGGAAAGCGUUUCAUGACCAGAGGUGAGAUUACUAAACAUGUGAAGAUUCACCUCUGAGGUGUUGUGUUGUGCUGCUGUAUGUGGGAGAGAGUAUGCAGUGCAGGGCAGCAUUGACUACAUUGAAGGACAGAAAAUAUAGCCCAAAUGGGGAAUCAAGGCAGGUUGUGUGUGUGUGUGUGUGGGUGUAUUUACCUAUUUGUAUUGACCUGUUUGUAGUCUACCGGGCCCGGGCUAAGCUGUAAUAGUAGCUGUAAUAUCUACAUUCCUUUUCCUUUCCAUCAUUUGUUGGGGACUGUACGCCUCCACCACCUCUUCCCGCAAGCUGUUCCAUGUGUUAAUGAGAUAGCCUGCCCUCCUUGUAUGUCAGUAAAUGUGAUAAAUGAGAUAGCCUGCCCCCCUUGUAUCAGUAAAUGUGAUAAAUGAGGUAACCUACACCCCUUGUAUGUCAGUAAAUGUGAUAAAUGAGAUAACCUACACCCCUUGUAUGUCAGUAAAUGUGAUAAAUGAGAUAACCUACACCCCUUGUAUGUCAGUAAAUGUGAUAAAUGAG